AUGGCUCCACCAGCAAUUGUAUUCACCGAUUGGGACGGUACCGUUACUUUACAAGAUUCAAAUGAUUAUCUCACAGAUAACCUUGGGAUGGGAUAUCCAAAACGUAAAAUUUUAAAUGAUGAUAUCUUAGAUGGUAAAAUUAAUUUUAGAGACGCUUUUAAAGAUAUGUUAGAUUCAGUUCCAAAUUCAUUUCCAGAAUGUGUUGAAAUUUUAUUAAAGAAUAUUAAAUUAGACCCUGGAUUUAAAAAAUUUUAUCAAUAUUGUAAAUCUAAAGAUAUUCCAAUUAUUGUAGUUUCAAGUGGUAUGAAACCAAUUAUUUAUACAUUAUUAGAAAGUUUAGUUGGUUCUGAAUCAUUACCCGACAUUGAAAUCAUGAGUAAUGACGUUAGAAUAGAUGGUGAUAAUUGGGAAAUUUUCUUCAAAGAUCCUGAUUCUCCAUUUGGUCAUGAUAAAGCAAAAUCUAUAAAAGAAUAUUUGAAAGCUCAUGGUUAUGAUGAUAAUGAUGAUAGUGAAAAUAACACUCCUAAAUUGUUCUAUUGCGGUGAUGGUGUUUCUGAUUUAUCUGCUGCAAAGGAAACAAAUUUAUUAUUUGCCAAACAUGGUAAAGAUUUAAUUAAAUAUUGUAUUAGAGAAAAUAUUCCAUAUACUGAAUUUAAUGAUUUUGAAGAUAUUUUAAAUAAAAUGACUGCAAUUAUCGAUGGUUCAAGUACAAUUGAAAAAUUUACUGAAAAUCCAACUUUUGAAGCAACUACAAAAUAA
Messenger RNA from Insectozyma verbasci, 759 nucleotides. NCBI's taxonomy places the organism in Eukaryota, Fungi, Ascomycota, Pichiomycetes, Serinales, Debaryomycetaceae. The record is from the annotation of a GenBank genome assembly.